AGUAGGACAUGACACCGCAGAGUUGUGGGAUGGAAACCACUCCCCAUCACAGGACACUACACUCUGAGCCAGCCAGGAACUGUGGACAGCAAAAUGCCCCAAGGCCAUAGGACAAGGCUGUCCCACCCCUCCAAGACCAGCAUAAAAGCCAGCCCAGAGCCUCUCUCCCUCACACACUUCUCCUCACACCUUCUCCUCCUGCUCCUGCUGAUAUCAAGGGACCCUCCACACCACACCCAUGGCCUGCUACGACCUCUGCCGACCCUGCGGACCCACCCCGCUGGCCAACAGCUGCAACGAGCCCUGUGCCCUGCAAUGCCAGGACUCCCGCGUCAUCAUCAACCCUUCCCCUGUGCUGGUCACCCUGCCAGGACCCAUCAUGACCUCCUUCCCCCAGAGCACCGCCGUCGGAUCCACCUCCUCGGCUGCCGUGGGCACUGAGCUCAGUGUGCAGGGACAGCCCAUCUCUGGGGGAUUUGGUGGCUUUGGCUAUGGGCUGGGCUAUGGCCGUGGAUUUGGCUAUGGCGCCCUCUCCUCUCCCCUGCUCCCGGGCACGGACUACAUUUCCCAACGAGCCAAGCGGCAGUGCCCGGUGACGGAGGCGGAAGAAGCCGAGCGUAGCCGAACCUUUACCGGGGCGAAACGAACCGAGUCGAGCGAAGCCGAACUCAGCCGAGCCCCCAAUGAGCUGACCCGAGUGACCCCGAAUCCAGCCGAGCCCCCAGAGAGCCGAGAGUAA
Molecule: messenger RNA, 739 nt
Organism: Ficedula albicollis (Collared flycatcher)
Lineage: Eukaryota; Metazoa; Chordata; Aves; Passeriformes; Muscicapidae
Product: feather beta keratin-like
Exons: 3
Coding region: 239-739 (166 amino acids)
Cellular component (GO): intermediate filament
Molecular function (GO): structural constituent of cytoskeleton
Source: RefSeq, a predicted model, not a curated record